AUGUGGCGACAGCCGGCCCGCUAUCUAUGCACUGAAGUCCGCCAGCAUCCUGAACUUUACUUCUCUGGCAUCCAACCUACUGGCGUACCACAUCUUGGAAACUAUUUUGGCUUCAUAGAACCAUGGACGAAGCUGCAGAAAGAUCUUCCUCCCUCGACGAAGAUGGUUCUGGCUAUAGCUGACCAACACGCGAUUUCUCUUGGCCCAAAGUCUUCGAAAGAGGUUUGGGAUGUUUCUCCUUACUUCUCCGUUACAAAAAAGUGA
Molecule: messenger RNA, 264 nt
Organism: Cooperia oncophora
Lineage: Eukaryota; Metazoa; Nematoda; Chromadorea; Rhabditida; Trichostrongylidae
Source: the annotation of a GenBank genome assembly